Schizosaccharomyces octosporus yFS286 is the source of this 1487-nucleotide messenger RNA. RefSeq names its product src y domain-containing protein. The coding region runs from base 267 to 1358 and encodes 363 amino acids. The transcript is spliced from 3 exons. Lineage: Eukaryota; Fungi; Ascomycota; Schizosaccharomycetes; Schizosaccharomycetales; Schizosaccharomycetaceae. Gene Ontology annotation, molecular function: protein binding. The record is from RefSeq and is a predicted model, not a curated record.
UUUCGAUCGACAACUUUAUAAUUCUAAAAUGUGCUAAUGAAUGAACAGGAAAUCAAAAAUAUGGAGGAUAGGGAGUUUACAGUGGAAAACCUUCUAGAAUGGAAUCAUGUGGUAAAACAAAGGUAAGAUAUCUGAAUUUUAAGGAAUUGAUGUAGAUAUCCAUGAGGUUGAAAGGAAGACACUAGUCAACUUGGUAUUUUAAAAGCACCGAUCUUGUUCUAUAGUUUCAUUGAUAUACUUUAAUCUGCAAAUCUAAUACUUAUAGGAUGGUAGCAGAGCAGGAUUAUGCAGGAAAAUUGGCACGACUAACAAAAUCUCUAAAAGGAAACCACAGUGGUUCUUCUUUGAAAGAUUUUUACAAAAAAGUUAGUAGCGAGAUAAUGAAUUCCAAUAAAGAGCAUCUAGAAGCGUACCGCUAUUUCCAGCUUCAGGUCUUUGAGCCAUUACAGGAACACGUCAAUCGUGCAGCGAAACGGUCCCCAACAUCUAUCUUAUCCAUUGAAGCUACUGAGGUACUCAUGGCCAGCAUGGAGAAUUUCAUACUCUACACUAAUCCAGAAUUUAGCCAACAGCCUGCACAAUCAUCAUCGUCCUCAUUUUCUAAUGCCUCUGUACAUCCUUCUGAACCUAUACUCGACACGCAAAGGUCUAUUUCUCCCACUUACAUAGAGUAUGCUGAGCUGGAAAAUCGAACAUCACGACUAAGCGAGGCAUUAACGAUGUUGCGCCUGAAUCCUCUAAUCUCAAGUGAUUUAAAAUUAAACAGUGUUAUAAAAGAGCCCUACACUUCAAGUAAGGGUGAAGAGGUACCUUUCCCGUUAAGUAAUGCCCAACUAGAACACUCGAAAGACACAAUCAGAAAGGAUCCACGAGAUUUUCGAGUUACCAAACAAAAUAAUUAUGUCUUACCUUCUUCUUAUUCCCAUCAAAAAGAAGGGAUGGAUUCUUCGCAAGCAAUUACGUCCAAUGGCUGGGAAUCACCUCUGACAUCUCCGCAUACCUCUCCUCUUAAUAAUAUCCAACCCGAAAAUUUGCAAAAGAAAUCUUCAAAUAAAGAUCAAACAUUUUCUACAGUUCAUUCAUCAAAUAGUGUACAAUCAGGGAAUGACAGCCUUGAGAAAUACUUUUCGACGCAUCCAUUGAUAACACCAGACGGAUUUCCUAUUUUUGGCUAUGUACGUGCAUUGUAUAACUAUAGGGCUCUACUUUCCUCAGAAAUCAGUAUGCAAUCAGGCGAUAUAUUAAUUGUUCUAAAUCGGCAAAAGGACGGCUGGUGGAAAGGCCGUGUUGUUAAACCCAAAGUCGGAAACGUUGGGCUGUUUCCUUCUAAUUACAUUCAAGAAUUAGAUCCUACUUAGCAAUGAAUAAAAACCCCAUUAUACUACAAGGAAUGUCGGUGUUGCCAAGCAGACAUCUUUAAAUAACAUUAAGUAAAUUAUUUAUAUUUAACUAUAAGGAAUAAACAAUAAAAAAAUAUAUCAUAACAU